This is a messenger RNA of Symbiodinium sp. CCMP2592, 2616 nucleotides long. The record is from the annotation of a GenBank genome assembly. Lineage: Eukaryota; Dinophyceae; Suessiales; Symbiodiniaceae.
AUGGCAAACUGGCAAGCCCAUGACUCUCACAGGGAGGUGCCUUCACCUUUCGAGCCAUCCUUGCUGGAAAGCCCCUUGUGGGUCAACAGCUUCCACAAGAAGAAGGCGGUGAAGGUCGAGUCCAUCGAGGAGGACGGCGUCGCAGAGAAGAUCUAUGCCAACUGGAUCAAAGAAGAGUUGCAGAAGGAAGCGGCGUGCUUGGAGCUGCCCUUCUCUGUGGUCUUCCUGGCAUCCUUUGCCUUAUUUGCACUUGGGUAUUUGGCGCAAGAUGUUGUCAUGAGUGUCGAAAACUCGAUCGAGACGGACAUUACCGAGAAUGCAAAUUUUGCUUUCGAAGGCUACUUCGGGAACAAGGUUAUCGGUGACGUGAACAGUUUCGCAGACUUCUGGUCAUGGACGCGGUUGGGUCUUCUUCCGCUGGUCUUCCCUGAAAUGCCCUAUCUCUACUCUGAGGGCCUUGCAGAGGCAGUCCCAGAGGGCUACAAUGUCAGUGCCCUUCCUCAACGAUGGUUAUAUCCUGGAUACGAAAAGCCAGCUCCUGUGCAAAAUGAUUACUUGAGGUACAACAGAAUCAUUGGAGGACUGCGAUUUCGUCAGGAGGUUUCCACCGACGACAAGGCAACCUGCACACACUUCGGUGAUGAAGCAACUUUCAGGACAUGGAUCGGCAAGCCAUGCACGCACUUCACUGAAUACGAGCUGCCGCCCGACCUCAUGGCCACGGAAGCCUUCAAUAGUGCACCUCAGCGGGUAGAGUGGUUUCUGCCCGAGGUCGAAGGGACAUCAGCUUUGAUUCAGCACGUGAUCGACAUGGAGGAUGGUUGCUUCUCGGCCAGAGCGCAGAACCGGACAUGCCUUUGCCAGUGGUGCGACGCGCAGGUGGGCCCACAUCCUUGGCUGGAUGAGCAGACACAACGAGUCGAAGUCGCCUUCAUAACGUACAAUGCACAUUAUGGUCUCUACAACCUGGCGACAGCCAACUUCUGGUUCUCCAGAGGUGGGAACAUCUUCAAGCUAGUCUUCGUUCGGUCCUCUUGGGCCGGGCUGGAGGUGCGAGAACCCGGUGUGCUGGCCCUGAUCGCUGCCUCCGGCGUCCUCUGGGUUGCCGGCUGCCUCUACCUUGCAAAGGGUGAGCUGUUGGAGAUGGCAAGAAUGAUUCAGCGUUCCAACAAGAUCUGGUAUUACACGUUGGCGCAGGACUACCUUGGUUUCUGGAAUUGUGUUGACUGGCUGGCGAUCAUCAUGACAACUGUGAUUUCCAUCAGCUUUGGAGUGCUCCACAUCUUCAUCGGGGAUGUCAAUGGCAAGUUGGGAGCUAUCGUGACGGAGGUGGACAGCAAUGGCUAUCCUCCACUGGAAACAUAUCGGGAGAUUGUGUCCGACUUUGCGGAUGCCAUUGUGGCGAUGCUUGACGCGGAGCGCAACCUGAGACUUUGGCUUUGUAUCUACCCAGUCGUACUGCUGAUGCGGUUGUUCAAGUCUUUCGCCGCUCAGAAACGCCUCGCAAUUGUGACUGACACCUUCAGGAUGGCCUACAACGACUUGAUGCACUUUUUCAUUGUUUUCGCGUCUGUGUACUUCUGUAUGACGGUCAAUGCCGUCAUUUUCUUCGGUCAGGACAUCUUGGACUUUGCCACUAUAGAUCGGGCACUACAUGCGUGCUUCCGGGCCAUGCUGGGUGACUGGGACUGGGACGAGAUGGGAAAGAUCGGAAUUCACAGAGCCUUCGCAUGGUUCUUCUUCUUCAUGGUGGUGAUGGUCAUGAUUCUGAUGAAUAUGCUGGUCGCAAUUCUGAUGGAGGCCUAUGGUGUGGUCAAAGACGAUGCCAAGCACGCAGACUCUCUUCUGGAGCAGACCAAGAAUAUCCUGCGGCGUGCACGUCAAAACAAGCGGAAAGAACGAGUGAAUCUCAGUUCCAUUUGGGAUGCACUGCGGAAGGAGCACAACAAUGACGAAGAUGCCUUGCUAAGCAGCGAGCGGAAGAUCACCCCUAGCCUUCUGCGGGACAUCGUGGAGGGCAUCCCUGCCUCACAAGCGCUGCGCACUUUGAAGAAUUCCCAGAUCGACUACGACAAGAAGGUGGAUCCGGCCUUCGAGCUCCAGGACUUCAAGGUUGGCCUGACCAACAUGGUGACUCGCCUCGAUUACUCGGCCCUGUGUGCCACCUACCUGAGCGAAAAGAUACGGCAAUACCAGGAUCUUGCCAAAGCCGAAGGCCGCGACACGGGCGGAUUUGACAAAGCACUGACAACUCUAAGCCUUCCUCUUGGCGAACUGGAGGGUGCCCAACCGAUGGAUGUCGAGACGUAUGAGAACAGUGCAGAGCAGGCCCUUGAAAAAGUCAAGGCCUUGGCCCGGGACCAUUCCACAGAGAUGGCUGAUGGCAUCGCUGCAAUCUUGGGGGAGGAGAUGCAGGAGCUCGAAAAAAGACAAUACAACCAGCGAAAAGCGAUCAACACCACUUGCGAGCAGCUGCAGAGACUUCGGGAUAUGGUCCAUCACCUCAGCAGCACCUGUGCCGACAUCUCCAACCUCACAACGCAGUUGGGAUCUUCCGCAGGGACAGCAGUGCGGGGAGAACCCUCUGCUCCACGAGUGAUUCUGGAUAGAACCUGA